UAUUGAAGUAAACAUAUUUUCCAUUAUAAUUUUAUUCAGUUACACGUCGAGUUGAGUUGUUUUUGCGUUUUGUUUUGUGUCUACUCGUUUUCUUCCUGUCUAACAACAUUCAGAGAAAACGUGAGUGAAAUUCGUUGAGAAUAUGGCUUUAAAACGCACGGAAAUUUAGCUGGACGCAAGCCAACGACGAAAUUAGACUGCGAAUAACUAAAAACUACACGAAUCUACACCAUUUAGACAUUGGUGCAAUGAGUGCAAUACUCGGACCCCUAACUGGGUUAGGGUCUGUCACAGCCAACCUGGGAUAUAUCCUACCCACGCUUAUCGCAGCCAUAGCUUACUUUCAGCUUGAUAUGAUGGAUCCGGAAUCGAGACCCAUCGAUAUGGAAACAGAGCUUUUAAACGAAGCGUAUGAUUUUAUUAUAAUAGGUGCUGGAUCAGCUGGAAAUGUGGUAGCAAAUAGAUUAUCAGAAAUAAACAAAUUCAGUGUUCUCUUACUGGAAGCAGGCGGUGAUGAAACAGAAAUCUCAGACGUGCCUUUAAUGGCGGCAUACCUUCAACUCUCAGGCCUAGACUGGAAAUACAAAUCUGAACCAGAUGGUAAAUCAUGUCUGGGCAUGAAAAAUGGCAGGUGUAAUUGGCCCAGAGGUAAAGUAAUCGGUGGAUCAUCAGUACUAAACUAUAUGUUAUACGUGAGAGGUAAUCGACGGGAUUACGACACCUGGGAAAGUCUUGGUAACCCCGGUUGGGGAUAUAAAGACGCUCUGCAUUACUUUAAAAAGUCCGAGGAUAAUAAAAACCCAUACUUGGCACAAACUGGUUAUCAUGGGACAGGUGGUUACUUAACAGUGUCGGAAGCACCUUAUCACACACCACUUGUAGCUGCUUUCGUUGAAGGUGGUCGACAAUUAGGUUAUCAAAAUCGUGAUAUAAACGGUGAACACCAAAGUGGUUUCAUGAUUGCGCAGGGUACCAUCAGACGUGGUACCCGAUGUUCAACAGGCAAAGCAUUCCUAAGACCUGUACGCCUGCGCAGUAACCUCCACGUUGCAAUGCACUCCCAAGUAACACGCGUCCUUAUCGAUCCAGCAACAAAAGUAACCUACGGUGUGGAAUUUGUAAGAGAUGGUAAACUCCACAGGAUACGCGCCCAGAAAGAAGUAAUCCUCUCAGCUGGAUCAAUAAACACCCCACAAAUACUAAUGUUGAGUGGUGUGGGACCCCGAGCUGAUUUAGAACAACAUAAAAUCCCUCUCAUACAAGAUUUGAAGGUAGGACACAAUUUGCAGGACCACAUAGGUCUGGGAGGUUUAACAUUCCUCAUCAACAAAGAAGUCUCCAUCACAUUAGAAAGAGUCUAUGCAGUGACACCUGUAAUGCAAUAUGCACUCUUCAGUGAUGGUCCAUUGACCAUCAUGGGAGGUGUGGAGGGUCUUGCAUUCGUCAAUACAAAAUACGCAAAUGGUACAGAAUUCCCCGAUAUAGAAUUCCACUUUGUUUCCGGAUCAACAAACUCCGACGCUGGUGCACAAGUGAAAAAAGCCCAUGGGUUAUCAGAUGAAUUCUACGAUAAGGUAUUCGCACCCAUAAACAACAAAGAUGUCUGGAGUGUGAUCCCCAUGUUACUCAGACCAAAAAGUAGAGGGUUCAUCAAGUUACGCAGUCGAAACCCUUUUGAUUACCCUCUAAUCAUCCCAAAUUACUUCAAAGAAGAUUUUGACAUGAAGACAUUGAUCGAAGGUGUCAAAAUUGGUGUGGCCCUGAGUAAUACCCCAGCUUUCAAGUACUACGGGUCCAAAAUGUUGAAAUUCCCACAGUGUGCUCAUUAUCCCGAACAUUCAGACCAAUACUACGAAUGUAUGAUCCGUUUGUAUUCGGUGACCAUAUACCAUCCAGUUGGGACAUGUAAAAUGGGUCCUUACUGGGAUCCAGAUGCAGUUGUGGAUCCACAACUUCGGGUCUACGGUAUUAAAAACCUUCGGGUCAUAGACGGGUCUAUAAUGCCUAAUUUGGUCAGUGCGAACACCAAUGCACCUAUAAUAAUGAUAGGAGAAAAAGGGGCUGACAUGAUCAAAGAGUUCUGGAUGAAACAUUCAAGAAUGUGAAGGAUACAAAGGGAUACAAAUUAUAGCCAUAAGUAUUGUAAUAUAUUCUGUAAUUUAAACGCAAUAAAUCUAUUUAAUUUUUUAAA
This is a messenger RNA of Dalotia coriaria, 2191 nucleotides long. RefSeq names its product glucose dehydrogenase [FAD, quinone]-like. Bases 249 to 2105 code for a protein of 618 amino acids. The transcript has 4 exons. NCBI's taxonomy places the organism in Eukaryota, Metazoa, Arthropoda, Insecta, Coleoptera, Staphylinidae. The record is from RefSeq and is a predicted model, not a curated record. Gene Ontology annotation, molecular function: flavin adenine dinucleotide binding; oxidoreductase activity, acting on CH-OH group of donors.